Cladophialophora immunda is the source of this 840-nucleotide messenger RNA. RefSeq lists its product as uncharacterized. Gene Ontology annotation, molecular function: oxidoreductase activity, acting on the CH-OH group of donors, NAD or NADP as acceptor. The coding region runs from base 1 to 840 and encodes 279 amino acids. The record is from RefSeq and is a predicted model, not a curated record. The transcript has a single exon. Lineage: Eukaryota; Fungi; Ascomycota; Eurotiomycetes; Chaetothyriales; Herpotrichiellaceae.
AUGGCACCUACUCCGCCACCAAGCAGUGCUCAAGGGAAGCCUAGCUGGAUCCUCACACCCGAUCACAGCACGACCGUCUCGCGAAUUCAGUCCGUCGCGGGCAAAGUCGCCGUGGUCACGGGCGGCGGUCGCGGAAUCGCUGCACAGAUCGCUUGUGGUCUCGCAGAGGCCGGCGCCCUGGUCGCUGUCCUCGAUAUUCUUCCUGCCCCGGUCAUAGAAGACUUCGAUCCUAUCCUUCAGGCAUGUCCACAAGCCAAAUUCUACCGCGCCGACGUGACAUCCUCCGAGUCACUUGCACAAGCCUUCCGUUCUGUGCUGCAAGACUUUGGGAAGAUCGACAUCUGCGUCGCCGGGGCAGGCGUUCUCGGCGAAACCCAGCUGAUCGACGUCCCGGAGUCGGAACUCCUCCGUCAAGUCAACAUCAACCAGCUGGGUGUCUUCUUCACGGUCCAACAGGCGGCACGGCAGAUGGUGGCUCAAGGCCACGGGGGAGCGAUUCUUGUUAUUGCAUCCAUUGCCGCCCACGGAUCGUUGAGGGGCCAGCUGUCGUCCGUCUACGUGAUGACCAAAUGGGCGAUAAGAGGGCUUGUGCGGCAUGCUGCACUCGAGCUGGGACAACACCAAAUCCGGAUCAACUCUCUCUCCCCCGGAUACGUCCAAACUGGGCUUUCCAUCCCCUUUAUCACCGAAGAGAGGUUGAAAGUCUGGAACUCCACCGUGGCCUUGGGCCGCAUGGAAAGACCCGACGAGCUCAAGGCGCCUGCGGUGUUUUUGUGCAGCGACGCGGCGAGCUACAUAACGGGCACAGAUUUGCUGGCUGACGGUGGUGCUUUGUGCUAA